Phasianus colchicus (ring-necked pheasant) is the source of this 2603-nucleotide messenger RNA. RefSeq names its product ras-related protein Rab-18-B-like. Gene Ontology annotation, molecular function: GTPase activity; GTP binding. The record is from RefSeq and is a predicted model, not a curated record. NCBI's taxonomy places the organism in Eukaryota, Metazoa, Chordata, Aves, Galliformes, Phasianidae.
GGCAGGGCGUUGCGUGGGGAUAUGGACGGAACCGGCAUCACCGUGAAGCUGAUCCUGAUCGGAGACAGCGCCGUGGGGAAAUCCAGCCUUCUGCUGAGGUUCGCUGAGGGAUCCUUCGAGCCGAGCAUGAAACCGACCAUAUGUGUUGAUUUUAAAGUGAAGAAGAUGGUGGUAGAUGGCCACACGGUGCAGCUUGCAAUAUGGGACACAGCGGGUCAAGAGCGCUUUAGGACACUGAAUCCCAGUUAUUACCGAGGAACUCAAGGGAUUGUUUUAGUGUAUGAUGUUACAAGGAAAGACACUUUCACAGGCUUAGAGAGCUGGCUGAACGAGCUGGAAAUAUACACCACCAAAAGCAACACUGUGAAGAUGUUGGUUGGCAAUAAAACUGAUAAGCCUGAUCGGGAAGUAGAGAGAAGAGAGGGACUUCAGUUUGCUAAGAAACGCUCGUUGCUGUUUAUAGAGACCAGUGCCAAAACAGAGGAUGGAGUGCAGCAUGCCUUUGAGGAACUAGUGAUAAAGAUCCUGCAGACACCGAAUCUUUUGGAUAAAAGCACAGAGAAGAAGGGAGUCCAGCUAAAGGAAUCGGCACAGCAGGAGAAAAGCUUAUGCACUGCAUACUGUCCACUUUCUUAGAUCUGCAGGUGCCUGUUCUGUCCAAACCAAGUGCAGUUCAGAAGAAUAUAUUAAGGGCUUUCAGGAGCUGCUCCGUGCCUUGUUUGACCUGCCACAAUUGUGCAGAUUUGAUAUCAAACUGAUUAACAAAAUACUCUUUUAUUCACUAACAAAGUACAGUUUCUUUCUGUUGUGCACAUCUGAUAUCUCCAGGUUAUCAAUUUAAUGCUUUUUCUGAUAGCUCAGAUUUGUUACUAGUAAAUCAUACUACUCUAACAGUAUGCUUUUGACAUCUAAUUUUUCUAGAAUUCCUGCCUUGGCAUAAAAGAGUAUUCCAUUCUGAAAUAUUGCUGUAUGCUCCUGGCACAGGAGUCUUUCAGGCUGCCAGCCUCCCUUUAAUGCACUUCCUGCUCAGGAGUCACCCUAAGCAGUGACAUUACCACUCUAUUUCAGAUGGUUUUAAGCAGUCAGAAUCACUGUGGGUCUGCAGACAACAAGCUGAGUUGCUGCUAAAUGUGAGGUUUAUAGUGAACAGUCGUAUUCAGUAACAUUCAGCAAGAAGCAAAUGCUUUCUGUGCAGUACACUGUAGGUUAUCCCUUGCUGCUCUUAAUUGCGUGGUGCUGAGGAUCAGAGGUGCUUUGGAGUCAUCAUUUUGUGCCAGCUGGCAGCAGGGGUACUUCUGCAGUUAACAGAGUAAUCUGCAAACCUGUGUUUGUACUCUCAUUCAGCAAUCGCAGGGUGAGAGGUUGGUUCAGUAUAAAAUGUGUUGGUGAUAGAAGGUUGUGCAUUAACAGGAGUAUGUCCAUUGGCAAUUUCAUUAUGAAGUUCUACAAGACAGCUGCUGCUUUUUACCUUCUUUCUGCUCCAAAACUCACUGCCUUUUCUUGAAAACAAGCUUUGAGUCAUGGAAGAUGCUGGCCUUGGUUCUGGCUUGGUAGCAAUACUGCUAGGAAGGGACUAAGUAAAAACCUCAGGACGUUAAAAGUGUUUAAAAUGGAAGCUGGAGUGUUAGGAGACAAAUGACAAAUCCAAAGAUGUUGUGUCAUUACAGGACGUUGUCAAACUGGAACAGAAAUGUUGCCUUUCUCUUAGGAUGCACAUUUUAAUCCUUUGCUAUCAAGUUAAAUUAUUAGCAGGAGGGCUUUCCUGAGUGACACCAGGGAUCUAACAUUAAUGCUGCUGUACAACAGCUGAAGGCAAGGUGUAUAAACCUCAGCUUUCCUCUGGAACUAUUGCAGCUUGUUCUCUAUAAAUGCUCUGGAGCUGUUUUCAUCUGUGAAAAGCAUGCAUGAGAAAUUGUUACAAGAGAAUAAAAUGCCUUUAUUGGGUUUUUACAUCUGUUUUUCUUUGUCUUGCAAUGGGCCAUAUAUCACCUCUAUUGCAGUCAGUCUGAGGAAGGCGAUGACAGAUUCUAUUGUAGUGUUUGAUGGCUUUAUCAAUGGAAACAUCUGCUCAAAGCCAGCUGAAGGAGCGCUCCUUAUACCUACAUCCUUGUUUCAGUCUUUAAAACACCCCUGUGAAAUAAUGUUCAUUCGUAUCCACUUCUAAGAGCAGAAGUUUCAGUUGGUGUGCCCUACAGCAGUUGGGUGUGCACGCUGCAAGCAGCUCACCAAGGGAUGGAAUCCUACCAUCUGUGAGCAGAGCGUGUCAUAAUUCAAGGUCUGGAAUCUCCAAGUACCACUGCAAGCAAGAGCAUGACCACCAGAAAGAGGCUGGAAAAUCAAAUUUGGAAGACGGGAGGCCUUGGCAACUUGAACAAAGGCACAGGAUCAGCAAGACAUUGGGUGGACAAAAUGCCUCUGCACGCACAGAGCUGGCAGCACGUUAACCUGAAGAAGAUUCAGGAGGAUCAAAAGCGAAUCAGUCAGAUUGAAAGAGACAACAAGAAGCUCAUUGAGAACCUUGCUGCCAUCCAACGAGGGCCAGCAAGGGUGGAUUGUUGGAAUGAAUGCUUACACAGGAGGUCAAAAAGUGAUAAACAGAACAG